AUGGCUCACAUCAAGGACACCGUCGCUUUCGAGCCCAAGAACAUGAUCUACCGCAACCUCGGAGACACCGGCCUUCGUGUCCCCGUGUUCUCGUACGGUGGCUGGCUCACCGUCGGCGGAACCCAGAAGGGCGACGUCGUCAAGGACCUCAUGCAGAAGGCCUUUGACCUCGGCAUCAACAUGUUCGACAACGCCGAAGUCUACUCAAACGGCCAGAGCGAGCUCGAGAUGGGCCGUGUGAUCAAGGAGCUCAACUGGGACCGCCGCGACAUCAUCAUCACAACCAAGGUCUUCUUCGGCACCGGCCGCAAGGAGACUCAGAACACGCGCGGCCUCAGCCGCAAGCACAUCAUCGAGGGCACGAUGCACAGUCUCGAGCGCCUGCAGCUCGACUACGUCGAUGUCAUCUUCGCCCACCGCCCCGACAUUUCUGUGCCCAUGGAGGAGAUCGUCCGCGCGUUCAACUGGCUCAUCGACAACAACAAGGCCUACUACUGGGGCACGUCCGAGUGGACCGCCGCGCAGAUCCUCCAAGCCAAGGAGAUCGCUGCGCGUCUCAACCUCGUCGGCCCCGCAUGCGAGCAGCCCCACUACUCGAUGCUGCACCGUGAGCGCUUCGAGGUCGAGUACAAGGAUGUGUUCAAGCGCGGCCACGGCUCGACCAUCUGGUCGCCCCUCGACUCGGGCAUCCUCACGGGCAAGUACAACGACGGUGUGCCCGAUGGCUCGCGCUUCGCCACCAACUCGGCCUUCUUCUCCAGCACCGUCAAGGAGCUCCAGACCGACGCGGGCAAGGCCAAGAUCGCAAAGGUCAAGGAGCUUACCAAGGUCGCCGAGAGCAUCGGCGCGAGCAUGACCAACCUCGCGCUCGCCUGGACCCUCCUCAACCCCAACGUGUCCACCUGCAUUCUUGGCGCCACCAAGCCGGAACAGCUCGAGGAGAACGUCAAGGCCCUCGACGUGUACAAGACGCUGCUGGACAAGCCCGAGGUCGUCGCCCAGAUCGAGAAGAUUCUCGACAACAAGCCCAAGCCUACCGAGAGCUACGGGCGUAUUGGACGUGAUGGUGAGCUAGCCUAG
Molecule: messenger RNA, 1080 nt
Organism: Cutaneotrichosporon oleaginosum
Lineage: Eukaryota; Fungi; Basidiomycota; Tremellomycetes; Trichosporonales; Trichosporonaceae
Source: RefSeq, a predicted model, not a curated record